Molecule: messenger RNA, 794 nt
Organism: Ananas comosus (pineapple)
Lineage: Eukaryota; Viridiplantae; Streptophyta; Magnoliopsida; Poales; Bromeliaceae
Product: DEAD-box ATP-dependent RNA helicase 57-like
Exons: 3
Coding region: 133-720 (195 amino acids)
Source: RefSeq, a predicted model, not a curated record
AAAUUAAUGGAAAACUAAAACUUUCGGCGUUUGUACGGUCGUAAAGAAAUUUUUUCGAAAAGUUUGUUUUACGGAUUGUCAGGAAAUAGGGGAAGAGAGAAGAGGAGAGAGAGAGAGAAAGCAAUUCAUCGAAUGGAAAAGGCGUCGUCACUUCUCUUCGCCGGAACCCACUUCGACCGGAAGCGCUUCGGCUCCGACAUCGCCCGCUUCAAGCCGAAGGAGCCGCGGCCGCCGCCGCCGCCGCCGCCUCCGGAGGAUGCCAGAAAAGAAGAAGCAGAGCCGCCGGGGUCGCCGGAGAAGAAGGAGAAGAAGAGGAAGCGGAAGGACAAAUCCUCCGCUUCCGCGGAGAUCGUCGAGGGUUUCAACGUGUUCGGGUGCUCUGGAUCCGUUUCUUCUGUGAGAAACCCUAGAUCCGGGGAAGCGGAUGGCUCUAAUACUCAUAGGAAGGAACUGGCAAGGGAGAUCGAGAGAGCUUCGAUUCUGCGGAAGAAGCAUGGGAUUCAUAUUUCAGGUUAUAAUGUUCCUGCACCGCUUGAGAGUUUUGAAGAACUGAGUUCAAGGUUGGUUUUUGUUGUUCAUCACGUUAGCUGCAGUGUUGCUGAUUUACUAAUUUUGGAUAUUUGUGAUAUGUUUUGGAUUGAUAAUGUUUUUACUAGAUUCCAUAGGAGGAACAAGUGCAAUGCUGAUCUAAUACUAGUAGGGAUCUUUUGUUUUGCAUAAUAUUAUUGCAAAGAUUCUUUUAUAUGUAAGAAUUAAUGGUCUAUUUAUUCAAGAUAGUUAUUUUGCACUAUAUA